Dacryopinax primogenitus is the source of this 882-nucleotide messenger RNA. RefSeq lists its product as uncharacterized. The annotation marks the transcript as partial. The transcript is spliced from 4 exons. The record is from RefSeq and is a predicted model, not a curated record. NCBI's taxonomy places the organism in Eukaryota, Fungi, Basidiomycota, Dacrymycetes, Dacrymycetales, Dacrymycetaceae.
GUCGUCGUGAAGGGCGUUGUCUCCCGCGAGAAAGCGUUGGAUUACUAUGCCAAGGCUGGCGAGGACUGGCUCGAAGGCUUCAAGCUCGGUUACAAGAGGGAGGACCCCUCCACGUGGGACGUCAAGAACCUCCCGAGGCACAUCUAUGGCGGCCUGUACGCGCAGUACAGCAUAGCCCAUGCACAGUUCGUCUGGGACGCUAAGAUGGAACCGAAGAUCGUCGAGCUGUUCGAGAAGCUGUGGGGGACUAAGGAGCUCACUGUCUCCUUUGACGGAGGAAGCCUGGCCGUGCCUAUCCCGCUAGAUCAGGUACAGGAGAACGCCAAGCCUUGGCCGCACUCGGACCAGAGCGCAUACCGGCCCCAGCUUCAUUGUGUCCAAGGCUUGCUGAAUAUCCUGCCCAACGGCCCCGAGGACGGUGGCCUCAUGGUCCUCAAGGGAAGCGCGAACCUCUUCGAGCAGUACUUCAAAGAGCACAUGCAUGAGGAACCACCCGAGAAGUGGAUCACCCGCGACGUCUUCUUCUGGGAAGAGGAGCAGCUGAAGUGGUUCUAUGAUCGUGGAUGCGAGUGGAUCAAGCCUGCUAUGGAGCCCGGUGACUUCGUCCUCUGGGACAGCAGGGAGGGCCAUUACGGUGCUUUCCCGAAGAAGGACAAGAAGCGGUUUGCUAUCUACAUAUGCUACAAGCCGAUGGCCUUCCUCACUGAAGAGCAGAAGGCGCGCAAGAUCGAAGCCUUGAACCGAGGCUACUGCACCACGCAUGAUCCCUGCGACUUCAUCAUCAAACGCGAUCAGGAAGCAGAGUGGAACAUCAAUUUCCCUUACGGGAAGCCGGUGCUGAACGACCAAGCGAAGAAGGCGAUCGGGUUGAUCCCUUACUGA